AUGCUGAGAGACUGGUCUGAAUUUGAAAAAUGUUAUCCUGAUGAAGAAGUUAAGAUUCCUGAGAUUAAAGAAACUCUUGACGACCUUACUGGUCUCAACGAACAAUAUGAUGAAGAAAAAUUGGACCGAAGUUCAGGUAUUAAGAUUAUUAAUGAACUUGAAAAUUCAAACGGACCUGUUGAACCCCAACAGCUAUUUUAUUUCGAAAAUUCUAUUAAUUCAAAACCCGAACUUGCAGAAGCAGUUGAAGUUGAAGAUUCAGAGAUACCAGCAGAUCAAGAAAUCAUUACUGCUCCAUCGCUUGUAGAAGAAACAUGA
Trichomonas vaginalis G3 is the source of this 318-nucleotide messenger RNA. RefSeq lists its product as uncharacterized. The transcript has a single exon. The coding region runs from base 1 to 318 and encodes 105 amino acids. Lineage: Eukaryota; Parabasalia; Trichomonadida; Trichomonadidae. The record is from RefSeq and is a predicted model, not a curated record.